Molecule: messenger RNA, 2145 nt
Organism: Phytophthora nicotianae INRA-310
Lineage: Eukaryota; Oomycota; Peronosporomycetes; Peronosporales; Peronosporaceae
Exons: 2
Coding region: 16-1110 (364 amino acids)
Biological process (GO): pseudouridine synthesis
Molecular function (GO): RNA binding; pseudouridine synthase activity
Source: RefSeq, a predicted model, not a curated record
CGUAAAAGUUUGCUGAUGGCAGCGCUAACUUCCUGGCAGCACCACGUUGUUACGGCGAAUGACCUAGCCGACGGAUCGCCAGACAAGCCGCAGCAAUGGGUGCAAGUAGCUGCUCGAGUGUUCCCUGAGCUGGGCACUGUCUCAAAGGCGAAACGUGCUCGAAUAGCUGGGAACUUGUUAUUGAACGGGCAAUCACAGGUACCCACGCUCACCAGCGCUGCAGUAAACGACACCUUCGCCUACUUUAGUCCAGAGAAGCACAAGCAGUUGGUUACUUCUACAAACACUAACAACCCAAGGGCACUAUCGUGGGUAAAGACUUGCAAGACCCAGGGACUGCGUGUGGUCUACGAAUGCAGCAACUUGGCGGUGGUGGAAAAGCCCGUGGGAAUCCACGUUAAAGGCCGAAGUAAGCGCACAAUGGAACACGCAUUGCCUUUGCUACUGCAGACACAACAAGCUGCUGAAGCUGGAGACUUCGAAUUGCCAAUGCCUCAUGCAGUGCAUCGCUUAGAUUAUCGUGUGGGUGGACUAUUACUUGUGGCGAAGACCAGGAAGACGGAAGUAGACUUGUCAGCUCAGCUAGAGAGACAUUCCGUCACGAAGCAAUAUCGCGCGAUCUUGGUCGGAAAUGUGCGCGAGAAAAUUCCAACAAGAGAUAGAAAUAAACCCGGGGUCGCAUCGAUUGAGCUUCCAAGCGCACUCAUGGAAAUCCAAGACGAACUUCACUUCCUGGACGGCGAAAUUGACAACAAGCAGUGUCUAACUGCAAUGAGAAUUGUGAGCACAACGCGCAGUGCUCGGUACGAAUGGAUCUCCACUGUCGAUCUGUGGCCACUUACAGGUCGCAAGCACCAACUUCGUAUCCAUACAGCACGACACGGACAUCCAAUUGUUGGUGACGACUUGUAUCACGACACUAUCGGCCAGUCAGUUGUGCGUGGCAUGGGGUUGUUUUUGUUCUCGGUUGGAAUUGCAUUCGAUGAUAUCGUCGGCAAUCGACGCAGUUUCCACAUCCAAGAACCCAACAAAUUUGCUCGUUUUCGACACUUUUGCGGCUUGAACUGGAUGAAACACGCUCGAAAAACCCAUGCAAAGAACAUUGAAUGAAAAGUAGGAGCUUCUUCGCAUUAGUUGUAGCUCAUACUUGGGCUAAAUAAUUGAUCGGUGUUUCGUAUGGUACGAUGGCAGGCUGUCGUCGCGGUAUCCCACGCCACGAGGUGGCAGUUAUUUUACCCGUGCGUCUAGUGUACACGCUCAAAAUACGACAAGCUGCUUGUCGUGGUAUGUACAGCAGCCUAGUCGCUGUAAUGUGGCUGCUCAGCGCGUAGGUUUACUGCUGCACAGGCACCACGUUCUGGAGCGCCACUAGCAAUUGUGCGGCCGUUGGUCGACAUCGCGGGUCUGGAUGCAGGCAGCCUUGUAAGAUCCACCGAGACAGAUCAGAAAUGGGUCGUGCAUAUCGAAGUUCGCCCGUGUACUGAGCCAUCAUCGCUUUUACUUCAGCGUGCAUCGAUUUGUCCGGGCAGAUUGGGUGCUUUCCAGUGACCAUCAUGCAGUACACGAUGCCCACCAUCCACAUAUCAGCCUUCUCAGCCGUCGCUUCGCAGUCGCUACGGUUCGGACGGAAGCACUCAGGAGGAAGAUAUCGCAAAGUGCCAACGGUAGAGUUGGACGUUGCUGCCUUGGCGUCGCGAGUCAAGUCGAAGUCGGUAAGCUGCACACAUCCGCCCUGGGCGAUGAGAAUGUUCGACGGCUUCAGGUCGUAAUGAGCAACGCCCAUCUAUAAGACAGGAAAGGUCAGUUAACCGCAACCCAAAUUCAGACAGCAAUAACGACGUACAUCUUCGUGCAAGUAUUUCAGGGCGUUCAGAAGCUGAGAAAGCACUUUGUAUGCAGAGUCAUCAUCGAAGUGCUCGUACAUCUGACAUACCGCAGAACAAAAGAGAAGUCAGUGUUCUGUUAACAACGAAUCCGCCGUUGAUAUUUCGUACCUCAAUGAGUUGCUGAAGAUCUGACUCAACGCUGGCAACAGUGAACGCAGUGUAUUGCUGUUGCUGAUAUCGGAUAAGGAAGGGUGCCUCGCCGACCUGAACAAUAUUGGGGUGGUUGAGUUUCUGUAGAGUGAAAAGAAACGUUUGUAAG